AUGUGCAGCUUUCUGGUGACAUCUUGGCUUCUAUCGAAUCUUACGGUGGUGAACUAUUUCUUACUUCCUAGAGGACCGGACGGAACACAGACUCUCCGAAAGGGUCCAUUUGUGUUCGUGCACAAUCUCCUUCACAUGACGGGCGAACGCGUGUGGCAGCCGUUCGAGAAGGGGAAGGUGGUAGCUGUAUAUAACGGCGAGAUCUACAACGCACGGCAGGUUCCGCAGGGUUUUGAGGAUCGACAUCUGUAUCGGUCAGACGGCGAGUGCUUGCUACCAGCAUAUUUGCAUCUGGGACCUCGUUUUCCUCAAACCUUGGAUGGCGAGUUUGCUCUUGUGGUUGUGGAUCUGGACAGCCAAGCCCUCGACUCAGUGGCGGAGAUGAAAGCACGAGUGUGCUCGUGUUUUCUCCUUCAGGAUGUGGGCUUUCCCAGUCUCCGUAAUCUGCAAUUUGGCUUUGAACCGGCAAAGGCUCUACAGGUGCUUGUUUUCAAGCGUCAAGCACGAAGACCGCAAACGUUCCAACAAGGGACCACGCCUGCCUCGCUGCGCAACAGCUCUUUUGGCCAUGGGCGGUCACUCGGCAGCUGCGUUCCAAGAACAGUGUCCAUCAUGAAGAUCCCUAGACGCAUGAAGAUCUUCUUCUCAGUCUCAGUAUCACCAAUACCAUCAUGUGACGGAUGGGUGCUGUGCAGACGCUGCCGUUUAGCGCUGCUGCGGGCCAGCUCUUUCGAAAUGAGCCGACCAAUGCUGUUUGCACGAGGGCGGUUGAGAUGCCCCGGGGGCGAAAAAGCUUCCUAUUGCUCUCAGCUCGGAAGCUCUGCUCCGUUCGCAUAUGAGAAGAGGGAAGGCUUUGCCUAA
Symbiodinium sp. CCMP2456 is the source of this 861-nucleotide messenger RNA. NCBI's taxonomy places the organism in Eukaryota, Dinophyceae, Suessiales, Symbiodiniaceae. The record is from the annotation of a GenBank genome assembly.